AUUGCCAAAAUACCCCCCACACUCCAAAAAAAAAAAAAAAAACGCGCUUACAUUUUCUUCAUUACUUUGUUGUGCGUUAGUUUUCAUCUACUUGAGCAUAUUCCGUAUCCUACAGAAACCGACACCAUCUUUGUUGGGGUAAACUAGCACACUGGUCAUAGGCUUGAAUAUCAUGUCAUUUGAUUUUCCUGUGAGGGUAUAUCUCCGCAGUCUCCAGAGAUGCUAACCCUUGUGGGUUGGAAAGAAGGAAAAACACACUUUGAUAACUUCAAAAUCAAAGCCUUUAACUUAAAAGUUCACACUACUCACAGCAAACCUCAGGUUGGACACCACUGCGUAAUAAAAGGAACAUGUCCUUGGCACCAGAGCUGAGUUGUCCUACAGUCCCACUUUCCAAUGGCUUGCAGAUACCGAUAUUUGGUUUAGGCACAUCACAUGACGGCGGAUACUCUCAUGAUGCCAUUGUGUAUGCACUCACUGAGUGUGGCGUGCGCCACAUUGACACAGCAAAGCGCUACAGCUGUGAAGAAAAACUGGGCAAAGCUAUCCAAGAAAGUGGGCUAGCACGGAGUGAUCUGUGGCUCACCAAUAAACUGUGGCCUGGAGACUACAGAGAUGCAAAGAAGGCCUGUCUUGACUCCUGCUCGCUGAUGGGGGUGGAAUAUUUUGAUCUGUACCUGAUGCACUGGCCAGAGUCAUUCCCACCAGGUAAUUCUAACAGGGAGAUGAGAGCUGAGACCUGGAGAGCUUUGGAAGAGCUUUAUAAAGAAGGGGUGUGUCGUGCUAUUGGAGUGAGUAACUUCAUGGUCCACCACCUGGAGCAGUUAAAGGAAGAUUGUAGUGUGAUUCCACAUGUUAAUCAGGUGGAGUACCACCCUUUCCAGCAGCCCAAUCACCUGAUAGAGUACUGUCGUCAGGAGGGGAUUGUGUUUGAAGGGUACAGUCCACUGGCCAAGGGUCAAGUCCUCGGCAAUCCCACUGUUCUCCAGAUAGCAGAAAAGCACAGACGCACACCUGCCCAGAUCUGCAUUCGCUGGAGUAUUCAGAAUGGAGUUGUCACAAUACCAAAAUCCACCAAAAAGGAGAGGAUGCAAGAAAACUGUCAAGUGUUUGGGUUCCAGUUGGAGCAGGGGGACAUGGCUGCGUUAGGAAGACUGCAUGAUGGAAGACACGUUACUUGGGAUCCAACAAAUGUGGAGUAACAAUGUGUGGGAAAACAAAUUAGUUCUCUGUUCAUUAUCUUUAGAUGUUUGCCUGAAAGGAGAGGCCGCUAUGAUGUGAACUUUUCAUUUCAACUACUUCUUCUGGAAAAGAUAAACACGAGUGCUGGAAAUCUCAAGUGCCUUGCUUUAUAGAAACGUCUUACUUUUUAAAAAAAUAAAAAUCAAGACAGACCACAUGAUCAGAGAAGAAAUUUCUUUGGAUAUUGAAUUGGAUAAAGAGUUGCUCAUUCAACUCUGUAAUAAUUUAAGUGUUAAGUGACUGUUUAAUGAAUAAUGCUUAUAUACUUAAGACAGAGCGAACAGUGACAGAGAGAACUUCACCUAUGGAGGUCAGAGAAAAGAUUUUCAGCUACUGCA
Messenger RNA from Toxotes jaculatrix (banded archerfish), 1580 nucleotides. RefSeq lists its product as uncharacterized. The transcript has 8 exons. The record is from RefSeq and is a predicted model, not a curated record. Gene Ontology annotation, molecular function: oxidoreductase activity. Bases 351 to 1202 code for a protein of 283 amino acids. NCBI's taxonomy places the organism in Eukaryota, Metazoa, Chordata, Actinopteri, Toxotidae.